CCGUAACACCAGCUGAACAAGGGCCCACUACCCUGAGCUACAGCCAUGGGGGCGGGGGGCGCCCAGGAAACCAGAGAGGCGCCCCCCCCCCGAUGUGGGGAGAGCUGGAUAAUAGUUUUGGAAACGACCCGCUUUCCUCUCCUCCUCACCCAGUUGCCGAAGCCGAACUGUUCAAUGGCGUCCAGGAGGAGCUGCUCCUCACGGCUGCUCCAACCGCCCUCGGCCUCAGCACCCCAGAGCGUAAAGCGCCCGCCGUCCACCAGCUGGUAGCCGUGCCAGCGCCGAUGAGGUCCAAUCUCAGCGCCUGCCGAGAAGCACUCAGGACAGAGCUCGAUAUCGGCACACUCGGUGCAGCGGAAGCGGAGCGAGCUCACCUCGGCCAAGCAAUACACGCAAUACUUUUUUCCUAGCUCCGCCAUUUUGCUUCCCCUUCAAAGGAAAGAACUGGCGCAGCGCUGACGUUACAGAUCGCGACGGGCAAGCUGCUCGCCCCCUAUUAGCCUCCAGAAAGCUCUGUGGGCGCGGAGGGUUCCCCAAGCGAGAACGGCCAAUCAGCUUGGACUCUUAGAACGCGUUUCCCUCGCAACCUCCAACCGAACCUCCCUCGCCUUUGAUCGAGCAAGUGAAGUCUUGUUGCCCUAGAAACGGGACGAAACAGGUGGACUGGGAAGGGGACCCAAAUCAAGAGAUCGCUAAGUUGGAUAAGCGAAAAAAGGAUGAUGGAGGCGGAGGGGGCAGUCCCGCCGAUUCCCACCGAACCAGCGGAGGUGCCUGAGCAUGCGGCUACGGCAGAAGUCGUGGAGGAUUCCCGCGCCACUGGUACCGAGGAGGCGCCACUAGCAGUAGCGGAGGCGGCGGCAGAGGUUGCUGCUGCUGCUGAAUUGGCGAGCGAAGGAGAGAGGAUGGAACCAGUCGCCGAAGAGCCACCAGCAUCGGAGGAAGCGGGCGAGGGCACGGCGGCGGACGAGGAAGAGCCGCCGCCGCCAGACGGAGCAGCCUCCAGCGAUGGCGCGGGAGGAGGGGAGGGAGAGGAGGAGGAGGAGGGCGAGGGGGGUCCGGCUCCUCCUCCGGCCAUAGUGGAGAGCGUGGUGAGGGAGGCGCCCUCGAACAUCUCCCUGCGCGACGAGCUGCCCACCAGCGCCUCCUUCACCGAGGUGGAGCUGCUGGAGCCGCCGCCGCUGCAGGUGGGCGUGGAGCUGGGGCGCAGGAUCAGCCUCAGCCUGCGGGAGCUGGAGCAGCGGCGCUUGAGCGGGGCAUCGCUGGACGUCGGCAGCAGCUUAGAGAGCGACGAAGUCGAAGAGGCGGAAGCGGAGACCGAGCAGCAACGCGAGCAGCGCCUGGCGCAGGAGCAGCGGCAUCGAGCGGAGCUGAUCGAGCAGUACCGGCAGCUGGUGGCGGAGCGGAGCCGCCUCCACAUCUACAACACGAAGCUGCAGGGCAAGCUGGGCGAGCUGCUGAACAAGGCCAAGGGCAAGGAGCGGGCCCGCGCCGAGCUAGAGCAGCACAUAUCGGACAAAGAGCAGCGCUACAGCCGCUACUUGGCCAUGCUGGACGAGCUGCGGAACCAGCAGGCGGAUGAGGUGACCUGGUUCCAGAAGCAGAUCGAUGCCGCUCAGGGCUCCUGCCAUGAGAAGCUGACCAAGGUGGAGAGGGAGUGGAAGGCCUACCAGGCGGUCAAGAAGGAGGUGGCAGUAUACACCAUGGGGCGGCGUUUGGGGGGCAAGCAGGCGGCCAUCCAGGAAGUCGACCAGAUCCAAGCCAGAGAGCAGAGCAAAGAAAAGGAGAUGACGGAGGUUCAUCUGGAAAAUAUAAAGUUGAAACACAGGAUCCAAAAACUUGAAGUAAGUUUAAAAGCCCAAGAGGAGUUGGCGGAAGGUCUGCAUUUGAUAGACUUUGAGCAGCUGAAGAUAGAGAACCAAACCUACAAUGAAAAGAUUGAAGAGCGGAACGAGGAGCUUCUGAAACUUCGGAGAAAGAUCACUAACACAGUGCAAGUUCUGACUCAAGUGAAGGAAAAAUUGCAAUUUGUGGAAGCAGAGAAUCAUGGUAAAAAGACUCAGCUAAUGGCAAUUGAGGCUCUGGUAGCCCAAAAACGAGAUCUCCUGACUAAGACUAAACAGGCUCGGGAUAAGCUGCGAAUGGACAAUCAGAGGCUUUGCCAGAAGUGUGGCUUACUUGGGAAUGCACUAUUGCUAAGGGACUUUGAAAGUAAGGUGGCUGCUGCUGAAAUACUGAAUGAUAGGCUGGAGGUGCUGAAACGUCAUCAUGCUGCACUCUCCCUUACUUGCAAAGGAGUAAAGAAAAAAAUCAGAGGGGUGAGAUCUUUUCUACCACUCUAAACUAUUUUGCUUUAAAUGUCAAAAAGGGCAAAGUAGAGAGUGAAUAUGAGAAACUAUAAAAGUUAUUAAAUAGCACAUUGUUGUUUGUUCCUAGAAUCUUUGUUCCAAUAUUGUGUAUAAAUCAGGAGACAAAUCAACUUGUCUACAACUGUCAAUUAAAUUUUUUCAAAGUCAAACAGAUAGUUGUGCUUAGUUUAAUUAAUUUCAAAAGGGUCUGGAUCUGAGGAUCAGUGUGAAACUAUUAAUGCCUUGAUGUAAAAAUAAUUUUAAUCAACUAUUUAGGUGCUUCAGCACCCUUUCUGGGCCCUUUGUUGCUUUCAAUGCAUUUCCACCAAGCAAUGUGGUAGAUAAUGUACCUUUAUUUUUUUACUUGCCUUGUUCAAAAAAAAUUAAAGGAAAUAUGUCAUCUUGUCCUUGCCAUUUUAA
This is a messenger RNA of Rhineura floridana, 2765 nucleotides long. RefSeq names its product coiled-coil domain containing 96 (gene CFAP184). The transcript is spliced from 2 exons. Gene Ontology annotation, biological process: cilium assembly. Lineage: Eukaryota; Metazoa; Chordata; Lepidosauria; Squamata; Rhineuridae. The coding region runs from base 717 to 2339 and encodes 540 amino acids. Gene Ontology annotation, cellular component: axoneme; ciliary basal body. The record is from RefSeq and is a predicted model, not a curated record.